This is a messenger RNA of Anneissia japonica, 3606 nucleotides long. Its product is annotated as probable protein S-acyltransferase 23. NCBI's taxonomy places the organism in Eukaryota, Metazoa, Echinodermata, Crinoidea, Comatulida, Comatulidae. The record is from RefSeq and is a predicted model, not a curated record. Gene Ontology annotation, biological process: protein palmitoylation. Bases 81 to 2003 code for a protein of 640 amino acids. The transcript is spliced from 11 exons. Gene Ontology annotation, molecular function: palmitoyltransferase activity; protein binding. Gene Ontology annotation, cellular component: Golgi membrane.
CAUAGCCUCCACAAGAAUGCAGUACUAACUAAAAAAACUGUAUGACAUACAACUAAUGUGAAAAUUAACAUAGAGAUAUUAUGGGUGAUAACCAAAAUAGUAUUCUACGCAAUAGAUUAAAAAAUCAUGUGGCCGGUCUUGAGGGGAAGACAUCGUCAGAGGGACAGAAUCGCGGAGCUACAACCGAAUGGGACCAAGUCUCAUCUACCUGUAUAACCCCUAAUAGACCCAAUACACCCCCAAAGAAGAGGCCUGUCAAUUGGGAAAGAAUCCUGACAUAUUCUACUCCAGUUCCUAAAACAUUUGACGAGAAUGUCGCAAGCGUCAAAGCUCGAUUGGAAGCUAAAAAGCCAAGGAGAAGUUGUUUCCUUCGCAUUAUACCAUUUUGGGUUAUAGCUUGGUUAUCAAAUCUAAAGUGGCCAACUUUCUCGAAAGAGAAAGCAGCAAAAAGAAACCAAUUGUUGAGGCAACAGAAACAUGAAGAAGAAUUGAAGAAGAAGGAAAAAAGAAAAGAAGAGGCAGAGGAAAGACGCAGAUUUCUUAUACGGGUUCAGGAAAUGAUUGAAGAAGAAGGCCCAGAAGUUCUAAGUAGCACAGAUGAAAAGGGGCACACUCCGGUCCAUUGGGCUGCACUAGGGGGUCAUACCAACAUCAUUAGACUCAUGGUGGAUCAUAAGGCAAAUCUUGAUGUGCAGAGCAAGAAUGAUCUAGGACCUAGGCCCAUUCACUGGGCAUGUGUUAAUGGCCAUGUGGCAGUUGCUGAUAUAUUACUACAGGCAGGUGUCAACAUAGACACCAUUGAUAAUAAGGGUUGUUCGCCAUUAAUCAUUUCAUGUCAAUAUGGACAAACAACAUUAGCCUGUUACCUAAUGGCCAAGGGGGCGAGGCUACAGCUGACCGAUCGUGAGGGGGAUAAUGCCCUACAUUGGGCAGCAUUCAAAGGGCAUUGUGAGUUGACAAGACUUCUAAUUUACUCUGGAUUCAAUCCAAGGCAAAUUGAUAACUAUGGACAGACUCCGCUCCACCUUGCUUGUAUAAGCGGUGACCUAAACACAGUAAAGAUGCUUUGCGAGCAAGAUGGGGUUGAAAUUGACAGGCCAGAUCACAACCAUAAGACACCGAUGAUGUUAGCGCAAGGGCGUAACCACAAGGAUCUCAUCACUUACUUGGAGGGCGAGAGUAAAAUCAAAGCUAGUUUCAUUCCACGAAUCAAUUUUAAGAGUAUUAUAUUUGGGCCAGCAGGCAAAAGCAAGGGUCCAUUUCUUUUUUAUAUUUUCAAUGUUUUAUUUUGGGGAUACCCUAUGUACAUGUUUAAGUGUGUGCCUACAACUUUUGCUCUCAAUCCUGGUGUUCAUUAUGUGUUUCUGUUCCUUAAUGUUAUAAUGUGGUACACAUUGUAUAAGGCAUACUCAUUGGAUCCAGGAUUUCUUCCCAAAAACUCAUCAGAUUAUGAUCAAGCCAUUAAAAGAGUUGCCCACUUUGAUGAAUGGAAACAGGGUCAAAAUCCGUUGAAACGUCUUUGUCACACGUGUCGUCUAGUGAAGCCAAUGAGAGCGAAGCACUGUAGAAUAUGCAACCGAUGUGUUCAGCACUUCGAUCAUCACUGCCCUUAUGUGUAUAAUUGCGUAGGAUAUAAAAAUAGGACAUACUUUGUUGGUUUCACAAGUUGCGUGUCUCUGCUAGCCAUGUUCACCUUUUACUUCUCGUAUGUUAUAAUCUCUUUGGAGGGCUGGCAGUGGCUGUACAUCAUAGGCAUUUUGGAAGUCAGUUUCUUUGGCUUAGUAACUUCAGGGUUAUGCUGUGCUACGUGGUAUAUGGCAAUGACAAAUACCAACACCAACGAACGAAUCAACUAUAAGAAAUAUGAUUACCUGAAGGACGGAAACAACCACUACCACAAUCCAUUUGACCGAGGCGUUCGGUACAACUGCCAGGAAUAUUUUCACUUUCGCAAACCAAUGGUGGAUGAGGAAGUUGAGAAUAUCUACGCUUACACAGUAUAACAUUGUAUAUGAUAAUGUUACUGUAUCAUAACUGUAGAUUAAUAACAUGUUAAUUGCUGUAUACAUAUAUAUAACUUAAGCCUUUUUAUUGUAAAUUUAAUUGCAGGUAUUAUAUAUAUGGGCAAAUGGCAGAUAUUUGUUGCAUAAAACAUUACAGCAUGAUAGACAUGGAAUUUGAAAUAAUCAGUCUGACAUGUAUGCUCCGAAAAUUGCUGAAUGUGGGGGUGGCGGGAGGGAGGGAGGCAAUCUUGACUGUGAACUUAUAAUAUAGAAAUUCCAUAAACGAGGAUGGACAGUGGAAUCAUUUGUCUUCUACAGGUGCUUUGAUGUAAUGGUCAGUACAUUUUCUUCUAGUGUUAAGUCCUGUCCAGAUUAUUAUUAUUAUUAUUGUAUAUCCAUAUAUAGUCAUGAUGUGAUGUCAUCAUGACCAUAUUUAGGCAUAUUUUAUAGUCUGGACAGGACUUGAAUGCCAGUGACUUGAGUAUAUGUAGAAACUUCAUAACUUAAUAUUCAUUUUUAAAUUUCCUUUAAUUUUUUAAAUGAUGGUUCUGUUGUGGAAAAAAAAACACAGCAUACUUUAGGGUAAUUUUAUAUUAAAAGUCCUUCAAAAGAGAUUUCUCUUUAACGGGAGAAAAUAAUAUGUAUUUAGUUAAGCUGCAAACAAACUGAAUUUGAAUUUUUGAAUCGGAAGGCUUACUGAACCGAUCGGAAGAAAAUAGGGAUGGUGGCGUUCAGCAUAUCGGAAACAUGGUCCAAAUUUCAGUUCAGAUUUGAUGUGAAUGCAGCUGUACACUUAAUGCCAUCGUAGAGGUACUUUGCUGGCAAUUACAGAAGUAGGGGUUUUGAUACACUUAUUAUUCAAAGAGGCCGCACAAAAUGUCGUACAAAAUACCUUAAAUCAGGGUUGACAGAAAGGGAACUUUACCCUCAAGUCUUUAACACCAUUAUUAGGCCAUAAAUACAAUAUAUAUACGUACCUCAUACAUAGACUCUUGGCAUCUGAUUGGUUAAGAAGUGAAGGCAAUAGAAAGUACUACAGUUAUUACCCUAUGGGAUAGUAAUCUUUGCCUUGCCGUGCAAAUGUAAUUUAUGACACGCACAAACGGUAAAGGAGACGCGACUACUCCAACGCUAGCUGAGAGAGAUUGGACCUCAGAAAGUAAUCCUAGCCUAAUUGGUGUGUACUAUUUUCAUUACUUUUUUAGGUCUCAACUUUUUCAGGUGUAUGUGUGAGGUACCAUAUAUAUAAAACAAAUAUUGACUGCUCUAGAUUCUGGGAGUGGUAAAUUGUAUAGCCCCUCUGUGAUAUGGAGAUUGUAGCCUAUCUUCUGUCAGGACUUCGCCCCCCCCCCCCCAAAUCACCUUUGGCUACCUCCAAAUCACCUUUGGGCAAUAGAUUUCACCAUUGCCCUCAUGAGCAGUCAGUACAGUAUUUAUAUAGUAUUGGCCAUGCACAUGUUCGGAAUUCAGGGUCAAGUCCUGUCCAGACUCAAUUAUAUUUAACAAAAACAUCUGAAAUGUCUAAAUAUGGUCAUGAUGACAUAUCAUGACCAUAAUAUAUAGCCACAUCAUGACUAUAUAUGGGCACAUCAUGACUAUAUAU